This is a messenger RNA of Strongyloides ratti, 375 nucleotides long. RefSeq lists its product as hypothetical. The record is from RefSeq and is a predicted model, not a curated record. The transcript is spliced from 2 exons. The coding region runs from base 1 to 375 and encodes 124 amino acids. Lineage: Eukaryota; Metazoa; Nematoda; Chromadorea; Rhabditida; Strongyloididae.
AUGAAUAUAUUUAAUAAUUUUCAAGUAAAUCCAAAAUAUGUUAAUCAAUUAAGCAAUAUUAUUAAAAUGGCAGUUAAUCCUGAAUUUUUAAAAACUGGCUAUAAUGAUACAUAUAAACCACAUAUAAUUAUUUAUCUUACUACAACAUCAUUACCUGAUUCGGAUGUAAUAUAUCAAUCAAAAAUUGUUAAAAAAAGUGAUAAAUUUAGAAUAAUAACAAUUGCCUAUCAACCAACAAAUAACAUUAUUGCAUUAGAAAAUAUGAGUAAUUGCUUUUUUAAAGCUUUAACUGAAAAUGAUUUAUCAGCUCUUUCAUCAGCAAUUGUUAGUCAGAUUAUUACUGCCAGUUCUACAGAUAUUGAGUAUCAAUGUUAA